This is a messenger RNA of Doryrhamphus excisus (bluestripe pipefish), 697 nucleotides long. Lineage: Eukaryota; Metazoa; Chordata; Actinopteri; Syngnathiformes; Syngnathidae. The record is from RefSeq and is a predicted model, not a curated record.
AACUUCUGUUCCAAACACACACCGGUAAAAGAUGGAGGUCAACACAGCCAAUCGUUUCCAGGACCCGGUGGGCCAAUUUAAGGCCUACGAGGACUAUUUGGACUCCAAAGUGACACCGAUGGAUUUGUUUUACUUGAAAAGCAGGGAGUCGGCCCGGAAGCUGGUGGAACACGGCCACAAGGGCACGGUGCUGAGCCGGGAGGAAUUUGAGGAGCGGAAAGCAUCUGUGAUGGCGGCGGCGACGGCGGCGAGGGCGGCGACGGCCCGCUACGAGAGGAACCAUCCGAUGACGGCGUGGAACGCAGGAAGCCAAGUGAAGGAUAACUUCCUGAAGGCGCUGGGCGAGCGCGAGGAAGCCAACCGCGCUGGGAAAAUGACACUUCUACAACUGGACCACACGGGUCUCCGCCUCCACCUGCAGCCCCAACUACCAGGUCAUCUACCACGACCCCAACGGCCUCCUAUUCAGGAGGAAGCGCGACAAAAAGGUCCUGGAUGUGGACCCCCGGCGAUUGGGGGCCAAACGAGUCCUGGGCGCCGCCGGAUCCGAACCUCCAACCCGUCUCAUCUUUUGCCCUCACGCCAUUUAAGUCGGGGCCCGUUUGAAGAGAAGAUGUUUAGUUUGCGUGUCCUUUCAUCUUCCCGGCCAAGCGGGUCCCCAAACCAGAACGGACCGGACCGACAGGACGAGGCCUGA